Pyricularia pennisetigena is the source of this 2181-nucleotide messenger RNA. RefSeq lists its product as uncharacterized. Gene Ontology annotation, molecular function: polynucleotide 5'-hydroxyl-kinase activity. NCBI's taxonomy places the organism in Eukaryota, Fungi, Ascomycota, Sordariomycetes, Magnaporthales, Pyriculariaceae. Gene Ontology annotation, cellular component: nucleus. The record is from RefSeq and is a predicted model, not a curated record. The coding region runs from base 1 to 2181 and encodes 726 amino acids. Gene Ontology annotation, biological process: cleavage in ITS2 between 5.8S rRNA and LSU-rRNA of tricistronic rRNA transcript (SSU-rRNA, 5.8S rRNA, LSU-rRNA). The transcript has 5 exons.
AUGGAGACGAGGAAAAAGAGAAAGAUUGGUAACCCCAGUGCCAGCGCGAGCCCGGGCGCACCAGUCAUGAGUGCGUUUGCUUUGCGCCAACAUCUCUUAAAAUCCCAAAGCUCUCCCUCCGCCUCGCCUUCAGAGACCAAAAGGGCAACAACCACCAAAGUUAGCAAUAUCAAGGAUGCUGCAAACCCGGAGGUUGUUCUUGUAGACUCUGAAAGUGCACCAGAAACUCCUGCAAGUCUUGUGCCAUCCCAAGCCUCUUCUCACGCAAGUCCAGAAAUCACAAAGGUGGAUGAGCCAACAGCGUCUUCCAAACUGGUCUAUUUUUCGAGUUUCAAGGCAAGCAAGCAGAAUUUCCAGCGGAAACCCCACGGCAUUUCUGUGCUCAAACUGUCCGAAGGCGAGCGCCUCGUAAUACUCGGAAGUUAUGGCCUUAGAGUAAAAAAUGGCCUGAUAAGUAUUGCUGGCGCAACAUUACAAGCGCGCAGCGGCGUCACCUGGAUUCACUCACCUCACUGCCAUGCGCUCCCGGUAAUUCGAUGCUCGGAAGAUGUCACCCUCGAGCUCUGUCCCCACCCGGCCGCUAGCGACUUGAGAGAUCUAGGCAGGCUGUCUCCCAAGUUCGAGAAGCUGUGGAACGAUGCAGCUGCUGAAGAGUUGCCGAAUAAGCCCAAGGCUUCUACGAGGCCUUCAUAUAUCAUACUAUACACCAACGAAGAUGGCCCGAAGUCUGCUCCUCUCCAAGAACUUGCGUCCUUGGCAGAAUGGAACAAGAAGCUUGCAUCUAUAGUGGCCGCUUCCAGGAAGUCAGAGUCAAUGACCAUCCUCAUCUGUGGUCCAAAGUCUUCCGGCAAGUCUACCUUUGGUAGGCUACUGGCGAACCGUCUUGUCACGGAAACAAACAGACGGAACGACCAGCCACAGCCCGGCGUUGCGAUCCUAGACAUUGACCCAGGGCAGCCUGAAUUCGGGGCCCCAGGGGUUUUAUCGCUAGUCUAUGUCGAAGCCCCGAACCUCCAGCCUCCCUUCUGUCACCCCUGUCUCUCAACAUCAGGACGCAGUCGAACAAUACGAAGCCAUUCCAUAGCAGCAAUUUCGCCCAUCACUAACCCCGAUCAUUAUACUGAAUGUGUCCUCGACCUGUAUGCAACAUACGCAACCAAGCUUCGCCGCAAGUGCCCUCUAGUCAUAAACACAUGCGGCUGGGUCCAGGGAACCGGACUAAACAUCAUCACCGAACUCAUUGACCGGGUCUGCCCGACCGAGGUUGUUUAUAUGUCCAAAGAGGGCCCCGAGGAAACCGUUGAGGCUCUAAGAGAGGCUUGUCUGAACAAAAUGCCUCUGGUGCUCAUGCCAUCUCAAUCUAGCAAGUAUACAGCAAGGACAGCUGCAGACUUGCGUAUGAUGCAAAUGAUGUCUUACUUCCAUGUCGAUCAGCCAGCAUCUACCCCAGAGUACCUUCGCUGGAACGCGAAUUUGUUGGCAGCCAUUAAGCCUUGGGCUGUUCAAUACGGCGGCCAAGAUCGUGCAAUCCUUGGAAUCAUGUGUUACGACUAUGAGCCUACAGCAGACAUGCUAGCUCCUCUAAUAGACGGCAUGAUUCUAACAAUGGUUGAAGUGGAGGAUAUGGCUGCCUUUCGAGACAUGUCAGCCACAGCCGGGCAGAAUCAUGGCCACGAGAUGGAGGUCGAUCAUGAUCCAAACAAUAGUUUUGCCAAGCCAUUCAAUAAUGUUCCGGUAGUCUGCACUCCAGAGGGCUUGCCAUUUAUACAAAAUCAGAAGGGAAUAACCCUUGACCCUCGGCAUUCUCGCACCGUCGGCCUCGCUCUCGUCAGGGGCAUUGAUGAGAAAAACCAAAGACUACAGCUGCUCACGCCAGUCCCAGAGGAGAGGAUCUCGGAGCUCAACACUGGCAGAAGUCGGGUCGUUCUUGUCUGGGGGAGGCUGGACGCUGCUCCGACCUGGUCGUACGUUGAGGAACGCCAUGAACAAGAUGUCCAGGCUAGGACAAAGCAAUCCAGUGCUGAUGACGUUGAGGCAGAAGAAAGUGGACCAGGACGCCUAGGCAGCAACGAUGAUAGCUUGCCUUGGGUCGAGGAAUUGCAAGCAAAUCAGAAAAGAUCAGUCGGUCAUAAGGCACUCAGGGUACGAAGGGAUCUCGGUCGCAGUUCUAAGGGCAACUGA